AUCUGGGUUUCAGGGAGGGAUGGUGGUCUCGCGGGAAGUUAAUUUUGGCGCCCGUUUUUCCGAUUUCCCGCGCUAAUCCCACACGUGGUUGAUUGCUAAUGAUGCGGAAACUGAAUGAAUUUUAACUCGAUUCACACUAUUUUGACUGCUGUGAUAAAAUGAUACCGUGUACAACAGUAAAGACGAUAAUUUUCUUAUGAUCGUGUUGUGAUUUUGGCUUCAAUUGUCGGAAAACCUGAUGAUCGAGAAACACAUGUACUCUCCGUCGACGAAGGCGGCCUGCUGGCUGGCGACAUUCCUAAGCGUUUUUGUUACAGGAGAAAUGCCAAUCCAAGCAGAGGUUGAACCGGAGUUUUUACAAGCACUCGAAAACCACACGGUCACACAGGGCAGGGACGUGCACUUCACGUGUGUUGUCAAUCACCUGUCAAAUUAUAGGGUGGCGUGGAUAAAAUCAGACUCAAAAGCGAUCCUGGCUAUCCACACAAACAUGGUGGCGUUAAAUCCUCGCCUAUCAGUUACGUACAACAAUCACAACACGUGGAAACUCCACGUCAGCAAUGUGCAAGCCAGUGACUCUGGGACUUACAUGUGCCAAGUGAACACAGACCCCAUGAAAAGCCAGAUGGGCCACCUAUCCGUGCUCAUACCACCUGAUAUAGUCGAUACGGCUACGGAGGGCAGCUCAGCACGAGAGGGUGGCAGCAUCCGCCUGACCUGCACCGCCACUGGAGUCCCCGCUCCCACAGUCAUGUGGAGGAGGGAACAUAACCAACCCAUCGUGUUCAGGCACGACGGGGGGAGGGAGAAGAAAGUCGUAGAUAACUUUAAAGGCGAGAGCCUCGAGUUGUCUCACGUGCAGCGGGCUGACAUGGGCGCAUAUUACUGCAUUGCGAGCAACGGCGUGCCGCCCACCGUCAGUCGCCGCUAUCACGUGCAAGUGCAUUUUAUACCACAAGUAAAAGCCGCGCUACAAUUAGUGGGAGCGCCGCUUGGCAGUGACGUAGAACUCCAAUGCUACAUAGAAGCCUCUCCAAAAGCUAUGAACUCCUGGUACCGGGAGGAUGGUAACUCACUGGUGAGCGAUAAACUGUUAGAGAAUCCAAAGUUCCGUAUAACGGAGCGCUCGGUGAACGAGUAUUCUUUAUGGAUGAACCUGACUAUAAAAUCGCUGGCUCUCGCCGAUUUCGGGACUUACGUGUGCGCCUCCGUCAACGCGUUGGGGAAGAUGGAGAGCCAAGUCAGCUUACACAAAAUAGACGUAAAUCUAAGCCCCGCGGAUGUGCCCAUGGUGUCGGGCGCAGCCUGGCAGAGGGCGAGGAACUUGCCCGCUAGAGCGCGAGCGUCCACUUCAUACUACAUAACGCAACACGUCACGCAGAUACAAGCUAUACUAAUUACGAUUCUCCGAUAUGUAUAUAACUAAUUCAUAUGUAAAUCUAGAUAUACGUAUGCCUGAUUAUUAGCAAGGAAUGUAAUAAUAAAAUAUAUUUUCUCCUUGAUUUCCACUGCCACUAGGCUACUAACGAGGUGAACGCUAUAACAUUAUCAUUUUAAUAUACUUAUUUUACAUGCAAUUCUGCAUAAGACAUUGUACAAUUAAUUUAAAAUGAAUGAGAUACUUCCAACAAUAUACAGAAGAUUGUACACUACUUUUAUGGGUUUUUAUUUACGGUAUAUAAAUGUAACUACUAUUGAUCUCAGAUAUAUAGAAAUGUGAUAUAAUAAGAAUGUAUGUAUGAAAUAUACACUUGUAAGUAGCGAUAAUAAUAAUUGUUAUGUUUUAAAGUAUCUAUUAUUCAAAAAAACAUAUUUAUAUUUAUGCUCAUCUAUACUAAUAUCAUAUUAUUAUGGUGGUGAAGAUUGUGAAUAUGUAAGUUUGUAACGUUAUAGGGGGUUAUCUCUGGAUCUAACGAAUCAAUUUUAAAAAUUAUUUAAUCAAUAAAAAGCCACAUUAUCUGUACGCGUACGGCCACAUUUUAUUUUGUUUCUGUCCCGGUUCAACCCGGGUGAAGCCUGGGCGGGCGGCUAGUCUAUUAUAUUAUGUUUAUAUAUAUAUAAUACAAGAAUAUCACAUUCAGAUUAACUGAUCCAAAUAAAUGCAUUUUCUAAUUUACAGUUAAGUUUAUAUGAAUUUUCAAAUGUUUUAAUAUAAAUAUUAUCUUCAUCAAAAAAUACAAACAGAAAAAUGUAGUAUAUUGAAUCACCAAAACUUAUAGUAAACAUUGGUUAUCCCUUCUGCAUAUUAAAACCUAAACCUAUGUCUACAUAAAAUUCCUUUAAUGUACCUUACAUUGUUACAAGGUUAAUAAAAUAUAAUUUAUUAUUGAAGGAUUUCGUUGUUUCAUAAAUCUCAUACAUUUUUGAUGAAUGUUUUCUGAGAAGAUUAGCAUAAGUAGCAUUAGAAAAUGAAAAUGUAAACAAUAUUUCCGAAUGUUCAUAACUUGAAUCAUGUUCUUAUAUAUUACGUUGACUUUGACAAUAAAUGUGUAAUUUAUAAAUUUUACUUGUGUAAACUAAA
This is a messenger RNA of Zerene cesonia (dogface butterfly), 2521 nucleotides long. RefSeq names its product lachesin-like. Bases 239 to 1426 code for a protein of 395 amino acids. NCBI's taxonomy places the organism in Eukaryota, Metazoa, Arthropoda, Insecta, Lepidoptera, Pieridae. Gene Ontology annotation, cellular component: neuron projection. The record is from RefSeq and is a predicted model, not a curated record. The transcript is spliced from 9 exons.